Messenger RNA from Onychostoma macrolepis, 1315 nucleotides. Its product is annotated as trypsin Blo t 3-like. Gene Ontology annotation, molecular function: serine-type endopeptidase activity. The transcript has 6 exons. Gene Ontology annotation, biological process: proteolysis. The coding region runs from base 82 to 1083 and encodes 333 amino acids. NCBI's taxonomy places the organism in Eukaryota, Metazoa, Chordata, Actinopteri, Cypriniformes, Cyprinidae. The record is from RefSeq and is a predicted model, not a curated record.
CUCUUGAUAAAUGCAGUGGAACUUGCUUUCCAUCUCUGACAGUGGAGAAACAGCAGUCAGAUCACAGAGCAGAACAGAAGAAUGAAGUUCAACAGCGCUUUGAGUGCUGCUGGAGUCACACUUCUCUACAUAGCAGGUUCCCUCUGCCAGUUAGAUGUAUGUGGUCAAGCCCGUGUCAGAGACAGGAUUGUUGGAGGGGAGAAUGCGACGGCAGGUGAUUGGCCAUGGCAGGUCAGCAUUCAUGUCUUUGGCCUAAGCCAUAACUGUGGCGGGACUCUCAUCACUAAAGACUGGGUUUUAUCUGCAGCUCACUGCUUCCAGAGUUUUGUAUUGUCUAGAGUUGUGAUAUACUUCGGUCGUCUGAGCCAAUCCGGCUCAAACCUUAAUGGGACAUCCAGGAGAGCGAGUCAAAUCAUCAACCAUCCUAAUUAUGGCAGUCCUCCUUAUAACAACGACAUAGCACUGAUCCAGCUCUCCUCCUCUGUGAAUUUCUCUGAUUACAUUAGGCCGGUCUGUCUGGCAGCAGCUGGGAGUGUAUUUAGCGGAGGUACUGAGAGCUGGGUCACUGGAUGGGGCAGGCUGCAAGAAGGAGCCACCCAGCUUCCUGAUCUACUGCAGGAGGUGAUGAUACCAGUUGUGAGUUACGGUGACUGUAAUAAGAAUUAUGGAGGAGCAAUCACGAGCAAUAUGAUUUGUGCUGGAUUGUUAAAUGUGGGAGGAAAAGGUGCAUGUCAGGGAGACUCUGGAGGUCCAAUGGUCAGUAGGAACGGCUCCCUGUGGAUUCAGUCUGGUAUUGUGAGUUUUGGUAGAGAAUGUGCUGACCCCACAUUUCCCACUGUGUUCGCAAGAGUCUCUCAGUACCAGGACUGGAUCAAGUCUUACACGGGCAGCAACCAGCCUGGAUUUGUUGAAUUCAACAAUGACAUUCAACAAUCAACUCCUACUACAACUACAACCCCAACUACAACUAAAACUCCAGCUCAAUCAUCCAACUCCAACUUCAGAAGCAUGCCCAACCUCCUCUUAUUUCCACUUUCUCUCACAUUCUCCAUCAUUCCUUUCUCCCUCAUUCAUGCUUCCUAAAGAUAGUUUGAACAGUAAUUAUCAGGGUUGUUUUAUGUAGAGGACAGUUCUGCUAUAAAUGUUCUCAUAAAUAUGAGAAAGAGCACUUAUAUUGUUGUAUUUACCAUUCAUUCUUUAUCAUUCUAUAAAUGUACUAUUCUUGAAAAGCUCUCUUAUUGAUAUUAUAAGAUCAUAAUGAAGUUUAGCAUGUCCUCUGAGAUUCAGGAUCUUAAAAAUAAAAUAAAAAAAUCAA